Guillardia theta CCMP2712 is the source of this 561-nucleotide messenger RNA. RefSeq lists its product as hypothetical. The record is from RefSeq and is a predicted model, not a curated record. Gene Ontology annotation, molecular function: acyltransferase activity, transferring groups other than amino-acyl groups. Lineage: Eukaryota; Cryptophyceae; Pyrenomonadales; Geminigeraceae. The transcript has a single exon. The annotation marks the transcript as partial.
CUAGCAGCUGCUGCCUUCCUCUCCUCCCCCUUCUACCGAUGGAUCUUCUCGGAGAAGCAGAGUGAGCAGAUUGCGUUCUGCUUACAAUGGCUGUUCGAAAGAAACUUCGUGGCGUAUGUGGAGCAAGGAGCGGGGGUAUGCACCUUCUGUGGGGGAGAAAUGGUGUCUUUCUUUGUGCUGCUGGAGGGAGAUUCCUCCUCUCUCUCACUGUGGGACAUGAUCAGGCUGGGAUUGUACUCCAUGCCGUUCAAUGUGGGUUUUGGGCCAACGAUGAAAAUGUUGCGGGUGAAAGGAUGGGUAGAGGACAGGUUGGAGAAGACGAUGCAAGAUCAUGGUAUCAAGAAGGAAACCUGGUCGCUGCAGAGAGUGGUGGUCAAGCCCGGAUGGCAAGGGAAGGGGUUAGGGUCCGCCUGUUUGUCGCACAUGCUCAAUACGGCAGGACCGAGCGAGCACGGGGUGAUCUUGACAACGCAGGAGGAGCCCAACGUUCGUUUCUAUGAGCGGCUGGGGUUUGAGACGAUUGAUGAUGCUGUUUUCGAGUACGAGGGGGAGCGGAUGCCA